This is a messenger RNA of Paramuricea clavata, 444 nucleotides long. The record is from the annotation of a GenBank genome assembly. Lineage: Eukaryota; Metazoa; Cnidaria; Anthozoa; Malacalcyonacea; Plexauridae.
AUGGCAACGAAGUUAAGCGUGGAAGAUAUAUUGAACAAAGACUUAGAAGGCACUGCUGACACAAAUGAAGAGCAGAUAAAGAGUGAAAACGACGAAGAAAGCAGUAACGUUCUAACACUACCUAAAAUAAGCGAGCCUGGUAUCCUUCGCAUGCUGUUAAACAUAAAUACUGGGAAAGGUUUUAGAGGAAAGUCCUAUUUAUGGCUGAAAGCUAUCCACCGGCGUUUGGCUGGAAGACGAAACAUAAGGCGGCCUUUCUUUUCACAAAUAAGGCGUGAUAUACCAAAGGAAAUGUUUCGAUGUUUAGUUCUAGCAAUCAAAAGUUGCCGAAGGCCAUUAUUCUGCGAUCCGAAUUGCUAUGUCGUUGAAAGCAAGAAAAUGACAGUUGUAUCCUUUCAGUCCAUGUUGGCAGUUAGCCAGUUAAAGAAUUCCUCAGUGCCCUCA